This is a messenger RNA of Daktulosphaira vitifoliae (grape phylloxera), 939 nucleotides long. RefSeq lists its product as uncharacterized. The record is from RefSeq and is a predicted model, not a curated record. The transcript is spliced from 3 exons. NCBI's taxonomy places the organism in Eukaryota, Metazoa, Arthropoda, Insecta, Hemiptera, Phylloxeridae. Bases 238 to 738 code for a protein of 166 amino acids.
AUUUGUCAAGCGGAUUUUAAGUAUCCAGGAGAUCUAAAAAAACAUUUUAACAAACACAUUGUUAAUAAUAAAAAAAAUGAAAUUCUAUUAAGAGAUCAACAACAGGAACAACUUCGACCAAGUUUUAUAACCCAUACAUCAAAUUACGAUAAUAAUCACCGAUAUAUACCCUCGUCUUCUACAUAUCAAGGACCUGGCGUUAUUCCAAUAAAUAACAAACGUAAAUCUGAUGAAGACAUGGACUUAUGGGGUGGAGAACAAGCGGAUGACAUUUGCUUACAGGCUGAAUUUAACAAUACAUCGAACACUGAAAAUUCUGAAAACGCUCGAAGAAGCAAACGCCAACGAUUAAAUAUGGUCAAAGCCCCAGGAUUUAAUUUAAUUCAAACUGUUUUUGGAGGUAUGGCUAAAAUAUUUUAUAAAAAGAAUCUGAAUCUAUGCCCUCAAUAUCAACAAUUCCUUGAUGAGACAAAACCCGAAUUAAUUAAUUUAUUGGUGGAGUUAGUCUCUGAAAAUGCGAUUAAAUUUGGGCUUAAACUUGAGGGUACAUACAGCGUCCCGCACACAAUUAUUGAAGAAAAUAGGUCUUUUAAAACGUCUGCCCGUUCACUUGUUAUUGGUGAUAUAAACGAUUUGAGUAAUAUAAUCGACGAGGAGUUUGCUAAAUUAUUAAAUGAAGAAGAGGUCUACCGUGGUAAGGGUUCAAAUUGCACAAUGGACACAGUUGAUGGAUUAUAACUCUGUGUAUAUAAGUUCACUCCGCUUGGUGGUUCUUCAUAUAUAAAGUUACCCGAUUGUAUUGAAAACCGUAAGGCAACAAUCAAUGUAAUGAAUAACGAUGAUUUAUGUUUUAAAUAUAGUAUAAUGGCAAAAAAUGUUAACUCACUAAAUGCUAAUCGUGUAAUUACACGAACGUCGAAGAAAAUAUAAUUUUUCAAG